This is a messenger RNA of Xiphias gladius (swordfish), 521 nucleotides long. RefSeq names its product ATP synthase, H+ transporting, mitochondrial F0 complex, subunit g (gene atp5mg). The record is from RefSeq and is a predicted model, not a curated record. The transcript has 3 exons. Bases 96 to 407 code for a protein of 103 amino acids. Gene Ontology annotation, molecular function: proton transmembrane transporter activity. Gene Ontology annotation, biological process: proton motive force-driven ATP synthesis. Lineage: Eukaryota; Metazoa; Chordata; Actinopteri; Istiophoriformes; Xiphiidae.
AUGGUCAGCUGUAGUCGCGGGUCCUUUUACUGGAGGUGACAUUCAGUCGGCUAGCAGGAAGAGGGGGAGCAGUUAGCAUCGACAAAGACUUCAACAUGGCGCAGGCAGUGCAAAAGUUGGUCGCUAAAGUACCUACGCUGGUCGGCGCCGCUGUCACCUACUCCAAACCUCGGCUAGCAACCUUCUGGCACUAUGCCCGUGUUGAACUUGUCCCCCCUACACCUGCCGAGAUCCCCAAGGCCAUCGAGGGGGCCACAAACCUCAUCAAGGGUUUCCAGACUGGACGUCUCAGUCAAACCACAGUGAAGGAUGCUCUAAGGAAUGGACUGGUGGCCACUGAGGUGUUGAUGUGGUUCUACAUAGGAGAGUGUAUUGGCAAAGGAGGCAUUGUUGGUUAUGAUGUCUGAAUUUUGAACUGGCAUGUUUUUUUUUUUGUUUUUUUCUCUCCUCUUGGGCGUUGUAUGCUCCUGCAAAAUUCCUGGGAACUAAUAAACAGAUGUCUAUUGUUAAAACUACAGUGA